This is a messenger RNA of Liolophura sinensis, 2515 nucleotides long. Its product is annotated as ZP domain-containing protein-like. The record is from RefSeq and is a predicted model, not a curated record. Lineage: Eukaryota; Metazoa; Mollusca; Polyplacophora; Chitonida; Chitonidae. The transcript is spliced from 6 exons. The coding region runs from base 1259 to 2053 and encodes 264 amino acids.
UUUGGAAAGGUCAUACAAACUUCCUCAACUCAACUCCCAUUGGUUGAGAUUACUGGGUCUAAUCUACUCCAUUAUUCCCUUAUGUCUACCUAACCAAAUGCUUGGGUAAAGGUCGGGCUUCAUAUAUAUGAACAUCUCCAUACCACAGUACACAGCACACAGUGCUAAGAGGACAGCAAGGAUUGAAAUAAUAGCUACAAUUCUGUAACACAGGAUGACUAUCUGAAAGCUGAUCCAAACCGGUACAGGCUGCAGAGCUGGAUGGCUGAUUAGCAACUUUGAUAUAGGAAGCGUUUGAAUGGCUAUUUCCGCAGAAACGACUGAGGGAGGAGAGGCUGUGAGUGAAAUGGAGACGUACCAUCGGUCUGCAAGAGAGAUGGGCCCACAACUAAGGCCAUAGCCCUACUGGUGACACCCAGUUCCAGCUGGAUGUUAUCUGGUUGCACACAGGAUGCACGUGUGGAUUUAAACGCCAAUGACUUGGAGCAGGACACGCAGCUGGCCUGAGAUUAGACUACCUUACCUAUUGAGGAAAUAUAUUAUAGGGCAUACGUGGAAAAAUCUCGACUGCCAUCGAUUCUCAAGAGAGGAAGGAAUAAAAGGGGGCGUACCGACGAUGAGACGAUUAGGUGUUUUCGGAUAUGGCAGACUCCCAAUCAGUAUGAGCAAACAAGAAAAGAGGGCAAAGAUGAAGAACAUCGUUUUUUCUCGCGUAUUCGCGUGUCUCCGCGUGUCUCCGCGAUCGCAAAUGGCAGGGCGCGCGCACCCCACUUCCCCUUUUCCUGUAUAACACUGCACGUUUCCACAACUGCAUUCAUUCAUCAAACAAGGCAAUCUUUUAUUUUCUUCAUUUUCAUGAUAAAAAUUGCUUGACCUGUUUACAUUGUCAAAUCAGUUCUUAAUGUUUGAUACUAAAUGAACUUGAGAUAAAUGUAGAGUUCACUGAGAUACGAUCUUAAACUGCAUUAAUUCCAUGCUUACUAAUCUACAACUUGCUUUUCGGUUCAGUUUAAAUCCUGGAAUUAUGCUUCUUUAUUGUUUCUAACAUAAAGCACGUCUUUCAUUUUGUCCCCGUGAAGCCGCCUCUCCGACUCCGGCAACUCGGUCAGACGUUAUAUGUGGGCAAGAAGGCAUCCGGGUAGAGAUUCCACUGAGCCAGUUAGAAGGGGAUGACUUCACAUUACAGGACCCCAAAUGUAGUCUUACUGUCAGCGAUGGCAAGCUUGUGGCAGACUUCGGCUUUUCAGACUGUGGCACUAUGGCGGAUUUCACCGAUGACGCUAUCAUCUUCAAGAACUUCAUCACGCCGCUGCGGGUAGGAGACUCCGUGCCGAUCAUUUGUAAGUAUCCGCGCCAUAAAAAUGUCACCCUGCCCUAUAAGAUUGCCCAACGCAGCGUCCGCUUCUACGAGAAGGGCCUGGGGUCUCUGGAAAUGGUAAUGCGACAGUUCAGCUCGUCAGGAUAUCAGACUGAGAUUCAAGCCAGCAGCUACCCAAUCUUCAUCAACUCCGAGGAGCCUGUGUACCUGGAAGUCAGAGUUACAGGCAGCAUGUCUGACGGACUGGCCGUUUUCCCAACGAAGUGUCUGGCCUCGGCGUCCGCCUCACCUACCAACGACACCAAUGCUCGGGAAAUCAUCAAGGACGGAUGUAAGACAGAUACCAGCGUUGUCAUCUACCCCUCUUCGGCUGGUAAGCUUCGGUUCCGGUUCAACGCCUUCAGUUUAACUCCAAAAAGCAGUGUUACCUACGUCCACUGUGAAAUGUUGGUAUGCAGUGUACUAGACAGAUCCUCGAAGUGCCACAACGACUGCUCCGGUUCAGGCGAUACAAUGAGGGCUAAGCGGUCUCUGCAGGCAACAGCCGAACACAACGGACACUUCGUCUCCAGUGGUCCCCUCUUCCUAGACAACAACCAAUCAGGCACAGGUUCCAGUCUCGUGGCCGUAUUUGGUGUGGUGGCUGUAGUCAGCAUGGUUGUUUCCGUGGUUGCAGUUGCUGUUGCCACGGUUACCGAGAGAAGGCGGAGAACCAAAUCCAGGGACAUUAACUAAAGUCACCAACGGAUUUAUCUACAUAUAUAUGCAACACAUAACCUUAAUUAAUCAGAUAGCAAGAUGUUCUUAUUUCAGCUUUUGUUUGAUUACGUUCAAAACUGAAUGUAUGAAUGUAUGAAUAUGCAAGGAAUUUAUAUAGAUAGUAACUCGUGAUUCAUGUAUGUAAAUGAUAAAUAUCUGCUUUUUGAUGUGUAAAUGUAGGCGGAUAAUAUGCAUAAAAUGCAAUGAAUUAUAUAAUAGUAAACUCACACACACUAAACAAAUUUUUAUCUUUGCCUCUGAAAUUUUCGUGAUUCUCAUAUUAGCUCUGUUGCUACACUUAAUUCAUUAAAACAGUUUGCCUCGAAAGCAUAAUGUGCUAUCAUGUUUUCCCGCGUUUGCAUGAGUGACGAAGUUUGAUUUCCUUUUUCUUGUGUAUUUCCCCGUAUGAGAUGUAUAAUAAAACCCGCUUUUGCAUCA